This is a messenger RNA of Aspergillus glaucus CBS 516.65, 1292 nucleotides long. RefSeq lists its product as uncharacterized. NCBI's taxonomy places the organism in Eukaryota, Fungi, Ascomycota, Eurotiomycetes, Eurotiales, Aspergillaceae. Bases 1 to 1188 code for a protein of 395 amino acids. The transcript has 4 exons. The record is from RefSeq and is a predicted model, not a curated record.
AUGGCCCCCCCGAAACUCGCCCAGUACGCGGUUAUUUCUCGACAAUGGCAAGCAAUCGUGGAGCGAAUAAUUUGGCAACAAAUCUCUGUUGUCAAGCUAGGUUCGGUUGAAAAACUACAUCAGUUCACAUCUGGCGAUUCUUAUCGACGCGCAAGGGCCGGGUAUAUUCGACACAUUCUCUGGUGGCCGAAGAUCGAAUGGGGCGAUUUCAUAGCGAAGUUUCAGGGAAAUGAUGAGCUCUAUGCAGGGUAUUACCAGCAGUGUCUGAGCUCUAUACGCAAUAUUUUCCAGCUGCUCAGUUCAUGGGAGGGCCAACUGUCGGAUAUUUCACUGUCGUUCUGGUUGGGUGAUAAUGACUAUCUCAGUAUUACCGACGAGGAGAUAGAACAAGAGGUUAUGGAGUCUCUGACUCUUGACCAGCUGUGUAAAAUGAGCCGAAUACCUCAUUUAUUGCACCUCACUGCCAACGAUUUCCAGGACAUACCAACUUUGCCGUUUAUCAAAUCGUUCCGAUUACACGACUAUGAAGGAACAGUCGUUCGACCAUCGGUUUUCUUUCAUAUACUUAACUGUUUUCCACACGUCAAACAUGUCUCUUUCGGGGAGUAUGUUAUUUAUCAUCUCUCGCUGGUACCAGAUUCGGUAGAGACAUUCACAUAUUCGAUUGCACCUCAACGAGAGCUAGCCCUCAACCCUGCCCGUGAUGCAGCCAAAUACCUCCCAGCCAAUGGACUGGACGAAUUUUCUAGUACUUUUCGAUCAUUCAGCAUGCGACUUAAAGAGGUGCAUUUGGAGGAUUUCCGGAGGAGGGCAUCGACAAGACGACUUUUAUACUGGCCGAAUCUUGAAAUCCUUGAGAUCCUCGAGAUACCUCCCAAUUUACCUGAUGACUGGGAAGGGGAUAUCGAAGAAAACUUCACUGAACCAUGGGAAUACGAUAGCGAAUAUUAUGCUAAACGCGGACUCAUUAAGAGUUCUCAAGUCGACAAGCUGUAUAAGGCAAUGGGACACGCCGCGCAGAAAAUGCCACGCUUGCGUAGAUUGAAAUUCUCAUUUCGUGGUGAGAUUGGUGAAGCAGGGAGUAAUGAAUACUUGGAUUUCUCGAGGGAUUUGGCAACAGGACGAACCAGGUUGAACAUCAACACCGAGUGGCAGUAUACAAUAGGAGAAGGGUUGAUAUCUACCUAGGGAUUGAAGGGUGAAAAGGCGGAUGAAUUUCGGAAUACUUGGGUUGUCCAACUCGAUUGUCGGAAACCUUCAGGGACUUGAAAAUAUUAAGCGGCAUUUUUUUU